CCCGCGGCUCAGUCGCUCAGUCAGUCUCAGGCUGUCCGGCCAGGGUGGCUGGUGCUGUGGAUUCAGCCUCCGUCCUAAGAGGCCGUGGCCUGAGGCUCGGGGCCCCUCAGCCCCUCCCUCCCGGUCCACCAGCGCCACCCCCCCCAGCCCCGAGCUGGACCGCACACCUUGGGACUCGGUUUUCCACUUCCUGAGGACGAGCCCCAGGCUGGAGGAGAGGUCCGAGGAGGUGGGCGUUGGGCUCUUUGCGAGGACCCCCGCGGCGGGCCCGGGGGAGGCGGCCGAGGCGGCGGCGGCCGGGGGCGACAUGGCGGAGGAGCAGGACCUGUCGGAGGUGGAGCUGAGCCCGGUGGGCUCCGAAGAGCCCCGCUGCCUGUCCCCAGGGAGCGCGCCCUCGCUGGGGCCCGACGGCGGCGGCGGCGGCGGCGGCGGCUCCGGCCUGCGAGCCAGCCCGGGGCCGGGCGAGCUGGGCAAGGUGAAGAAGGAGCAGCAGGCCGGCGAGGCGGACGACGACAAGUUCCCCGUGUGCAUCCGCGAGGCCGUCAGCCAGGUGCUCAGCGGCUACGACUGGACGCUGGUGCCCAUGCCGGUGCGCGUCAACGGCGCCAGCAAGAGCAAGCCACACGUCAAGCGGCCCAUGAACGCCUUCAUGGUGUGGGCGCAGGCGGCGCGCCGGAAGCUGGCCGACCAGUACCCGCACCUGCACAACGCCGAGCUCAGCAAGACGCUGGGCAAGCUCUGGAGGCUGCUGAAUGAGAGUGACAAGCGCCCCUUCAUUGAGGAGGCAGAGAGGCUCCGGAUGCAGCACAAGAAAGACCACCCGGACUACAAGUACCAGCCCCGGAGGCGGAAGAACGGGAAGGCAGCACAAGGGGAGGCCGAGUGCCCGGGCGGGGAGGCCGAGCAGGGUGGAGCUGCUGCCAUCCAGGCCCAUUAUAAGAGCGCCCACCUAGACCACCGGCACCCGGGAGAGGGCUCCCCAAUGUCGGAUGGGAACCCUGAGCACCCUUCAGGCCAGAGCCAUGGCCCACCCACCCCUCCAACCACCCCAAAGACAGAGCUGCAGUCGGGCAAGGCAGACCCCAAGCGGGAUGGGCGCUCCAUGGGGGAGGGCGGGAAGCCUCACAUCGACUUUGGCAACGUGGACAUCGGUGAGAUCAGCCACGAGGUAAUGUCCAACAUGGAGACCUUUGACGUGGCUGAGUUGGACCAGUACCUGCCGCCCAAUGGGCACCCAGGCCACGUGGGUAGCUACUCAGCAGCUGGCUAUGGGCUGGGCAGCGCCCUGGCCGUAGCCAGUGGACACUCCGCCUGGAUCUCCAAGCCACCAGGUGUGGCUCUGCCCGCAGUCUCGCCUCCUGGUGUGGAUGCCAAAGCCCAGGUGAAGACAGAGACCGCAGGGCCCCCAGGGCCCCCGCACUACAGCGACCAGCCGUCCACCUCGCAGAUCGCCUACACCUCCCUCAGCCUGCCCCACUACGGCUCCGCCUUCCCCUCCAUCUCCCGCCCCCAGUUUGACUACUCUGACCAUCAGCCCUCAGGACCCUACUAUGGCCAUUCCAGCCAGGCCUCUGGUCUCUACUCGGCCUUCUCCUACAUGGGGCCCUCGCAGCGGCCUCUCUACACGGCCAUCUCUGACCCCAGCCCCUCAGGGCCCCAGUCCCACAGCCCCACACACUGGGAGCAGCCAGUAUAUACGACGCUGUCCCGGCCUUAA
Molecule: messenger RNA, 1717 nt
Organism: Lepus europaeus (European hare)
Lineage: Eukaryota; Metazoa; Chordata; Mammalia; Lagomorpha; Leporidae
Gene: SOX10
Product: SRY-box transcription factor 10
Exons: 4
Coding region: 308-1717 (469 amino acids)
Biological process (GO): negative regulation of transcription by RNA polymerase II; neural crest cell migration; morphogenesis of an epithelium
Cellular component (GO): nucleus
Molecular function (GO): DNA-binding transcription factor activity, RNA polymerase II-specific; RNA polymerase II cis-regulatory region sequence-specific DNA binding
Source: RefSeq, a predicted model, not a curated record